AUGGAUCCAUUUACUGAGAAACUUCUCGAGCGCACACGCGCUCGCAGAGAAAAUCUCCAGAAAAAGAUGGCAGAGAGACCAACAGCAGCCAACAGACAAAUGGCCAAGAGGAACAGAGAGCCACUGACAGAGUCCAACAGCGUGCUCUGUGAGCCACCUGCAGUACAAGUGCUCCCUUCCUCCAAACCAUCUCCUUCCAAGCGUCGCUGCUCAGAUGAAAAUGCCCUCAUCAGUGGGGAGGAAAACAAGGAGCCAGCAGCCCCUCACUCGAUGGCCACAGAGCCUGUUACAGACAAGAAACCUCCUGUGGCCCCCACCAGUGUCCGCUCUGUCCCUCCCCCUGCUGUCGCUGUCCGGUCCGCCCCAGAGCCAGAGAAAAUGGAGCUACAUCCACAGAAGGAAGAGGGGAGCAAGGAGAAGACGAUUAAGCCGUCAGCGAUGGAGAACAGCAGAGAGAUCCUGACCGAAACGGCCUCUGCAAGCCCCUCAGGCUUCAGGUCUCGUUUACAGAGACUGGCUGAACAGAGGCAGUGCUGGGACUCUGCAGGUGUCUCUGAUACAGGCACAUCCAGCGACCAUGUCUCCCCUUUGAAGUCCCAAGUGGUAGAAGUAGCCUCAAUCCCUGCUCCCACAUCCUCAGGAACCCCAAUUGGCAGGAAGGGAAGGCUGGCAAACCUCGCUGCGACGAUUGGAUCUUGGGAGGAUGACCUCGGACACCCAUCUUCCCGCCGAGACAAUGCACAAGGAAAGCCUGGCACCGCCUGUGUGCCCCCACCGGUCCGUGCAGCUGCGAGCAUCAGUGCAAAAGCCUGCCCUACGGUGCAGCAUCAGCCAGAAAAGGCUCCCAUGAGCAAGCCUGCGCCUCUCUCUCAUCAGGCUCCUGUACAUUCUCCGGUCAAGUCAGCCAGAGUAAUUCCACCCAGUCCACAGAAGACUGAGGUGCCCGAGCCCAAACCAGUUCAACAGAGGAGAGAGGUACCGCCUUCACCUGCAUCCAGUCCCCUGAAGAACUAUUCCUCUGCCCAGCCCACUCCACGCUCCGCAGUACCCUCCAGUCCUCAGAAGGCCCCAAUUUCCCAAAGUCCUUUAAAGAAACAUUCUGAAUCCAGAGAACUGGACUCUGGAAUAGGAUUUGAAUCAAGCCCUCAAAAAUCCCACCUUCCCUCCAAGCCCUCCUCUGCUGCUCUUGUGACACAGACCCGGGACAGAUUUGCAAAAGAAGUAACACCCCUGCAAUCCCGGGGUCCAGCUGGUACUCCUGGUGUCAAGUCUUUCCUGGAGCGUUUUGGUGAGCGGUGUCAGGAACGACACCAGAGCUCCCCCUCUGCUGGAGCAGGCCAGAGCUGUACCCCUACCGUCACCCCCAGAGCCACCCCAAAUGCCAGGCUCGUUCAAGAGAGGUUGAUGGGUACUCAAUCAACCACUGCCACCGCCGAUCUCACCCAGAGGCAAAAAAUGGAGCGAGAGGCAGAGCUGGCGCAGGUUCGCAGCCGAUUUCAAAGGGGCAACAUGUGGAAAAACAAAGAGGAGACUGUGCAAGUCAAGAAUGAGCCAGAGACUAAGGUUUCAGUUCAAAUCAAAUCCCAACGGCAGAGUUCUAUGCCUGUGGUUGACAACACACCCUCAGCACCUGCCUCAGAAAUUCCCAGCAUUCCAGAGCCUAGUACAGAUGAAAUAUCUAAAAUGGAACCUGCUGAAACCUCAAGCCCUCUGAAGAAAGCUGGGCUCUCUGCUGAGAUGCUUGUAAAGGAGGAGACAUAUGAAGCAAAAGAAGAUCUAGCAGAGGAGGUGUAUGAAGUGGAGAUGAAUGUGGAUGGCUCCAUUAACUCAGAGGUCAUCAACAACCUGUUUGAAGAUGCUCUAGGGGAUGAAGAAGAGCCCAGUACAAGAGAAGAGGAGGAGGAUGAUGAUGAAGAUGCCUUGAACAUCUCCUCUAUGUCUCUUCUCACUCCACUGGCAGAGACUGUUGCUGCUGUUGUCAAAAGCCCAGAGAGGAAAAUUAUGACAUCAACCCCAGCAAGCUCCUUUAAUGAGAAGAGUGCAACCCCUGAUGGAAUCUCCAGGAGCAGUAAGUUUCAGAGGGCCAGGGUGCUGCGAGCGGGUUCAUCAGAGAGCAUCUCAACUAUCGACGAAGAGCAAAAUCUGCCCUACAGUAUUGAUGCGUACAGAUCGACUAGACUGAAGGAGACGGAAAGGCCACACGUCAAGCAGGUGAUUGUACGCAAGGAGGAUGUAUCUCAGAGAAUGGAGGACCCCAGGAAUCCCAGUCACAUCAGCAUUAAACAGAGGAUGAAGUUUUUGACAAACGAGAUGAACCUGCAGCAGACUGUGAUCCACCAGGCCAGUCAGGCAUUGAACUGCUGCACGGAUGAGGAGCACGGCAAGGGUUCUCAGGUGGAGGCUGAAGCCGAGAGACUCCUUCUCAUUGCCACCGAGAGGAGGGUCGCCUUGAAGGCAGAGUUGGAUCGUCUGAAAGGAGAGGGUCCAGCAGGUCAGAAGAAAGACCCACCUAAAGUUGAGGAGGAUGUGGGCGUUUCUCCCUCCAAAGGCUCCAUCACACUCCUGGAGCUCCGGCUGCCGCUCAAGGCUGACUUUGUUUGCUCUACUGCGAACAAGCCAGAGUCUGGGAACCAUUACUUCUUUGUCAUGAUUCGAGCUGGGGCUGAGAACACUGUGGCUACUCCUCUAGCCAACACUCGCAAUGCCCUUAGUGGGGAUGCCCUGACCUUCUCUACCAAGUUCACACUGUCAGACGUCUCCAAUGACUUUGAAAUCGAUAUUGAGGUCUAUUAUCUGGUUCAGAAGCGUGAAUUAAACCCUGAGAAGAGAAAGAAACCCAACAAAUCAAAGGCUAUCACUCCAAAGAGAUUCCUUGCCAUCACCAAGAGCAACCUCCAAACACCUGUCAUGGCCAGCCCUGGGGGUCCAAAUGCAGUUCGCAGCAGUAGCUUCGUGCUUGUUGGUUCACACAAAUUAACCUUGGCCUCCAUUGGGAAGACUAAAUUUCCCUUGGAAAAGGUGCCUUUCCUCUGCCCUCUGGAAGGCCACAUCUACCUGAAAAUGCAGUGUGAGGUGGGCUCUCGCGUGGAGGAAAGGGGCUUUCUGACAAUGUUUGAAGAUGUCAGUGGAUUUGGGGCGUGGCACAGGAGGUGGUGUGUCCUCUCGGGCUACUGCAUCUCCUACUGGACCUAUCCCGACGACGAGAAACGCAAAAAUCCAAUUGGUCGCAUCAAUCUGGCGAACUGCACCAGCCGUAAGGUUGAACCGGCCAAUCGAGAGUUCUGCGCCCGACCCAACACCUUUGAGCUGAUCACAGUGAGACCCCAGAGAGAGGAUGACAAAGAGACUCUGGUUAGCCAGUGUAUGAACACCAUGUGUGUCACAAAGAAUUGGUUGAGCGCUGACACAAAGGCAGAGAGGAACCUAUGGAUGCAAAAACUCAAUCAAAUUCUUGUGGAUCUGCGUAUGUGGCAGCCAGAUUCCUGCUACAGACCUUUGUGA
Molecule: messenger RNA, 3501 nt
Organism: Chanos chanos (milkfish)
Lineage: Eukaryota; Metazoa; Chordata; Actinopteri; Gonorynchiformes; Chanidae
Gene: anln
Product: anillin, actin binding protein
Exons: 24
Coding region: 1-3501 (1166 amino acids)
Biological process (GO): mitotic cytokinesis; actomyosin contractile ring assembly; septin ring organization
Cellular component (GO): actomyosin contractile ring
Source: RefSeq, a predicted model, not a curated record